AUGAGUGGAGACAAAAAACCGGCUUCUAGUAAGCCUGCAUCAUCUUCAGAACCUCCGCAAAAUCCACCGAAAUCCUCCUCCGUCAAACCUGAGAAGUCGAAAACCCAGACCUUUGGGCCGCCUCUAAAUCUCAUAGUACCGAAAAAUAAGGCUGUCGGUUGUGAGCAUUUAUUUGCGUUCUAUAAAAAGCCUAGGUGGGGAGUAGAGGAUACGAAGGAUCGUUACAACAAGAAACUCGAUCUGUUGAUUGACUAUAAGAAGGAGUGCAAAUCGUGCAGCACAUGCCAUGACGUCCCCGCUUCACUGUAUCUUUGCUUGGAAUGUGAAGAGCUUAACUGCUGGGAUUGUACAGACCAGCAUGCAAAGGGCGAGGAACACGAGUUCAGCUUGAACUACCGCAAUGGAUAUUUAUGGUGUCAUGCUUGCCGUGAUUUCAUCUAUGACUCUGACCUCGAGCGUGUUAGAUGUGCACAUGAGAAAGUCAUUGCAGCGACAAGCUUCCGAAAGCGCAAGCGUCCUACUGCGGAUGAGGCUAGAUAUAUUGAAAAUAACUCGAAUCCGCAGCCAUGCAAAUCCACUGGCCUCAGGGGCAUGGUGAACUUCGGGAACACUUGCUGGAUAAGUGUAUCUUUACUCAGUCUCCUUGAAAACCCACUCUUGCGAAACUUCUUUAUGACACGUCCUCAUGAAUACCAAACAUGCCAAAUUGAGUGCUGCCUAGUGUGUGAACUAGGUAGGAUUUUUGACGCCUUUUACAGUGAGGACAAUUUGUCGCCGUUCGCUGCCAUGGAGUUCAUCAUCGCCACUUCCAAACGAUUACCAAGCUUUAGGGCAACUGAACAGCAAGAUCCAAGUGAUUUCCUAAGUUUACUACUUGGCAGGCUUUGCGAGGAUUUCAACCAGAAAGACCCCGUAACAGGAGAGUGCAAAUGUAUAUUGCACCAAGUUUUUCAUUGGAAAAUAAGUGAUCAUCGGUAUUGUAAAAGCUGCAAAUCAAAGAACACCUUGGAUGGUCCGUUGAGCGGCCCGCUCUUGCUUUUUAAUAAGCUUGGCAAGGACUGGCGCGAUACACCAGCCGGCAAACGAAGGAGGACAGAAACUAAGUCUGACAACCCGACCCCGAGCCUCAAGGUGUUUCUCGACGAAUACUACAAGAAACAGGCAAAUGUUCCUUACACUUGCAAAAAUUGCAAGAAUGCAACAGAAGGAAAUACCACCCAUUUCCACUCGUUUAAGGCGUACCCCAUGGUGGUGACUUGUUACUUUCCUUGGAUGAAAAUGGGCGAGAAUACUAGUCCUGAGCAUGUUGAAUUCCCUCUCGCCCUUGAUCUGAAAGAGUUUGCGACACCCGUUAGAUCCGGGAAAGUUAAGGUUGAGGACGCUCCAAGCGUUUGGUACGAUUUGUUUUUUACCACUGUUCAUCAUGGAAGUGACAAAGGAGGACACUACGUUUGUUACGCCCGGGACCGUGAAGGAUCCUGGUUUCAUUUUAACGACACCAACGUCACUGUCGCCAAGCCUGAGCAUGUCCUAGGAUCGACGUCUAUAAUGUUAUCGUACAUCCUAAGGAAGCUCCCAGAGACAGAAGUUUAG
Messenger RNA from Orbilia oligospora ATCC 24927, 1593 nucleotides. RefSeq lists its product as uncharacterized. Gene Ontology annotation, biological process: protein deubiquitination. The record is from RefSeq and is a predicted model, not a curated record. The transcript has 7 exons. Lineage: Eukaryota; Fungi; Ascomycota; Orbiliomycetes; Orbiliales; Orbiliaceae. Gene Ontology annotation, molecular function: cysteine-type deubiquitinase activity; zinc ion binding. The coding region runs from base 1 to 1593 and encodes 530 amino acids.